CCACCGCCCCCGCCAUCCCCGCCGCCACCACCACAACCACCACCACCGUCACCACCGUCAUUUCUGCCUCCGCCUCCUUGGGGCCCUUCUCCUUCACCGCCCCUUUUGCCACCUCUACACAUUUUAGGCCUUCUGUUCUGGAGAAGAAGCUAUAGUCGGUCUUCUUUGUGGGCCCAGGGCACAGCUAAGGCAGACAGCGGCAGCGGAGCCGGCCAGGCCUCUGCCAGGGAAGCGACAGGCGCUACUGGGGACAGUGGCCCCAUCAACCCAGCCUUGCUAUCUCCCGGCGACCUGCAACUCAUCACUCUCAUCGUUGAGCAGCUCAAGAGCCCUGGCCUUUUUGACAGCUUCCACCGGGACUGCCUGGCCGAUGUGGACACAAAGCCAGCUUACCAAAACCUGAGGCAGAAAGUAGAUAAUUUUGUGUCAACGUAUCUGGACAAGCAGGAAUGGAAUCCUACAAUGAUCAAAAGCCAGUUGCAAAAUGGUCUGAGGCAGAGUGUGGUUCAGUCAGGGAUGUUGGAAGCUGGAGUAGAGAGGAUUAUUUCUCAGGUGGUGGAUCCAAAACUAAACCACAUCUUCAGGCCACAAAUAGAACCAGCAAUUCAUGAGUUCCUGGCCGCCCAGGAAAAAAAGCAGCUGUGCCAGCACCCCCCUCCAGAGCUUGAAGGCCAGGACCCACCAGCUCCAUCUCAGGACACUUCCUAAGAAUAUGCCUGACACCUUUUGAAAGCUCAAUUUUUGGUGAAGAAAUGGAUUCAGUUACAUAAGAGGGCAACUUCAGACUGAAGAUAGGCCAAGGUCGUCACUGGUCUAAAGAUUUCAACCUUGACUAUGGGCAGUGAACAGAUUGAAAGGGGAGCAAGUUCGGCAGCAGGAAAGUUGACCGUGUCAACCCCUGCAUUGUGCUGCCAUUUGGUCCCCUGUCCAAGGGCAUGACACAAGUAGACAGUACAGAGAGAGAAAAACACUACAGCAACCCAGGGUUUUCCUGAAACAGACUUUACUUGAACAUGGAGACUGCACGUGGACUUUAGGGUUUGUGCUCUGGGACAAAUGAAAGCUAUGGUGAGAGAGCAUAACCAAUCCCAAAGACAGUUUCAAAGAACAAUGACAAUAAAGGUUAACUGGGGGUAGUAUUUGACAGUGCUUAUUUGAUAUUGUCUCUCAGAGUUCCAAACUAGAUUGUACAAGUAAUUAGCAUCAGAUAGCUUUAAAGUUGUGACCUUCUUGUACCUCAAUCUUCUAGCCAGUUUCCUUUCCUUUGUAAUAGGUAACAAAACAUGAAAUCCUAGAAUGUGUGAAAAGUUCAGACAUGAGGUAUAAGGAAACUCAUCUGCAGGCUCUCUGUCCAGGGCUGCUUCCUGUCCUGCAGGGGCUAGUGAGUCUCACGUAUGUUUAUUUUAUUCUCACAUUUGUGUUUUUUUAGGAAAGUGUUAAUAAAUGGCUUAUCUUUCAUAAUAAAA
Molecule: messenger RNA, 1466 nt
Organism: Callithrix jacchus (white-tufted-ear marmoset)
Lineage: Eukaryota; Metazoa; Chordata; Mammalia; Primates; Cebidae
Source: RefSeq, a predicted model, not a curated record